AUGUUCUCCCUCCUGCAAUACAUCUAUCUCAAACUACGUGCUAUCCUCAUCCGCACCAUUCUCGACUUCACCCUCGGCCGCCCCAAAGCAACCCCCGACGAGAUCCUCCAGAUUCCCUCCCGCGAUCCGAUCCGCACCAUUAAAGCCCACAUCUACCAUUCAUCUUCAUCUUCACCAUCAUCCAAAACACCCAUCCUCUUCAACUUCCACGGCAGCGGCUUCGUCCUCCGCCACCACGGCUCAGACGACGAAUACUGUCGCUACAUCACCAAGAACACACCCUACACCGUCUUCGACAUCCAAUACCGUCUCGCACCCGAAUACCCCUUCCCCGCGGCCUUCCACGAUGUCGAAGAUACCGUGACCUGGGCACUCUCUCAACCAGAGCGCUUCGAUCUCUCCCGUCUCGCGCUCUCGGGGUUCAGCGCCGGUGCUAAUCUCUCGCUCGCUGUGUCGUCAUCGUCGACGGCUCUCCCCCGUGAUGCGAUAGCAACUACGAUGGCUUUCUACUCGCCCACUGAGCUGGCGGAGGAUCCGGCGGUUAAGGUCGCGCCGGAUACCUCGGGGAAGGUGAUUCCGGCUGGUGUGUCGCGGUUUUUUCAUCAGUGUUUGAUUCCGAGGGGGGUUGAUGGGCGGGAUCCGAGGAUUUCGCCGUUGUAUGCGGACCCGGGCUCGUUUCCGAGGAAUGUUUUAAUUGUUACCGGGUCGCAGGAUCCGUUUGCGAUUGAGGCGGAGGCGGUGGCUGAGAAGAUUAGGCUGGCUAAUGUGCAGUUGAAGGGUGAGAGACGUGUCGUUUGUCAGAGGAUGGAGGAGUGUCCGCAUGCUUGGGAUAAGCAUGCUAUACCUGGAAGUGUGCAGGAAAGGGCCAAGUUUGAUGCUUAUAACCUAGCUGUGGAGAUGUUGAAAAGGUAG
This is a messenger RNA of Aspergillus wentii DTO 134E9, 912 nucleotides long. RefSeq lists its product as uncharacterized. NCBI's taxonomy places the organism in Eukaryota, Fungi, Ascomycota, Eurotiomycetes, Eurotiales, Aspergillaceae. Gene Ontology annotation, molecular function: hydrolase activity. The record is from RefSeq and is a predicted model, not a curated record. The transcript has a single exon. The coding region runs from base 1 to 912 and encodes 303 amino acids.